UUUCGAUAAACACAACUAGGUCAUAGCGUAUAAUCACAUGGACGAAAUGGGAGGUUCAUACAUGGUUCAAAGUCCAUUGCUUGAAAGCAUAUACCUCGAGCCUACGGGAUGGCUUACGAUCGCGGUCACCCACCUUGUAUGGCACUCUACUGAGUAUGGUAUGCUCGAGGCUUACAUCGACCCUGACACUUUGUUGGGCUCGGCUAUGCUUGGGCUGGUUAGCGAUCGCACAGCAUAGUGUCCUUGGGCGACAGUCAAAGAAUAGCGAGACUGGAAGAUCAUCCACAGCUACACUAUCUGUGGCAUUGGGGAGAGCAGUAACGCAGUUACAUGC
This is a messenger RNA of Alternaria alternata, 334 nucleotides long. RefSeq lists its product as hypothetical. The transcript has a single exon. NCBI's taxonomy places the organism in Eukaryota, Fungi, Ascomycota, Dothideomycetes, Pleosporales, Pleosporaceae. The coding region runs from base 62 to 238 and encodes 58 amino acids. The record is from RefSeq and is a predicted model, not a curated record.